GCACUUAAUGCCAUGGUCUAGUUGACAGGGUGAUGUUGGGUUACAGGUUUGACUCCAUGAUCCCAGAGGUCUUUUCCCACAUAAAUGAUUCUGGGACUCUGUGUCCCUUGUCCUCAAGCUGCUUCCCCACACCACAGUGGCCUGGGAGUGCCCUGGCAGUAUUGGCCCUGCUGUACCUCCUGCCAGCCCAGCAUGGGACUGGUGCUGUUUCAGCUCCCAUGGAUGCUGCUUCAUCCCUGCCAUUCCUCGUGCUGCUUCCCUGGGCCUCUCCCACCUCCAUGGUUUUCCAGCCUAGCCCUGCCUGGAGCCCUGCUGUCCUCAGGCCCCAUUUCCCCUUCCUGGGCACGGUGUCUCUGUGGAGCAGCCAGGGCCUGGGGCAUGUGGGAACUUUCACCUGCUCCCCAAAAGGGGCAUGUGGGAACUUUCCAUCCCCCCAAAAGGGGGGUGCCCCCCCAAAUUUGUACCAAGUUUCUAGCAGACAGAGGCCACCCAGGUUAUUAAAGCUGCGGUUCAACAGCAUCCGUGUGUCUGUCCUGUGUCUGCCCACCCUGAGGGUUGGUGGCUGUGCCCCUGGGACAGGUUUGGGGGCCAGGGUGUGUCUGAGUCUGACACCACUCAUGGCUGCGGGGCACCCACUUUAUUCCGUGUGGCUGCAGCCGGGGGCUGGCAGCCCUCCCACCAGGCUGAGCCUGUGCUCCCACAGGCAGGUUCCCAGCACAGAGCCGGCUUUCCCUCGGGAGCGGCAGCCGGAGGCCUGGGAUAACUCCUGUGGCUGGGGCUGCCCAGUCUCCUGGCAGCGCUGGUGGCUCGGUGCAGGGAGCCGGUCCUGCCAGGCCGGCUGUCCCCAGGCCCUGGGCGCGGCUCAGGGAGUCUGCGUGGUGGCGUGGGCCGUGCCUGCCCGUCGGGUGUCCCGCAGGCGCUGGCUGUGCUCGGCGAGCUCCGCAGCGUCCCGGAGCGCCUCCUGCAGCAGCGCCCGGUGCCGUCUGCAGCCCUGCAUCUCCUGGUGGUGA
Motacilla alba alba is the source of this 1010-nucleotide messenger RNA. RefSeq lists its product as uncharacterized. NCBI's taxonomy places the organism in Eukaryota, Metazoa, Chordata, Aves, Passeriformes, Motacillidae. The record is from RefSeq and is a predicted model, not a curated record. Bases 33 to 1010 code for a protein of 325 amino acids. The transcript has 3 exons.